Molecule: messenger RNA, 1179 nt
Organism: Thyridium curvatum
Lineage: Eukaryota; Fungi; Ascomycota; Sordariomycetes; Thyridiales; Thyridiaceae
Exons: 2
Coding region: 1-1179 (392 amino acids)
Biological process (GO): carbohydrate metabolic process
Source: RefSeq, a predicted model, not a curated record
AUGAAGUCUCAGUGGCUUUCCCUGCUGACCAUCUGCGGCGCUGCGGCGACCGCGCUGGCCGACAAGCGGCCCUACUCGGUGCUCAUGACCGAGGCCACCAUGGCCCGCAAGGUGGCCAAGGUGCGCUGGUACACCGAGCAGGUCUUCUACCGCGGCGUCCAGUACGUCUACAACGCGACGGGCGACGCCAAGUACGCCGCGUACAUCCGGGGCCAGCUCGACCCCAUCCUGACGGAGAACGGCACCUUCACCAACUGGGACGGCGUGGCCAGCUACGAGGGCCUGGACAACCUGCGCGUGGGCGAGACGAUGCUCUUCCUCUGGGAGCACACGGGCCAGCAGCGGUACCUCAACACGGCCGACUUUUUGCGGCGCGAGAUCGACAGGCAGAACCGCACGGACGAGGGCGGCCUCUGGCACAUGGACAAGACGCCCGACCAGCAGUGGCUCGACGGGCUCUGGAUGGUGGGCGCCUUCUACGCGCACUGGACGGCGCUGUUCGAGCCCGGCAACGGGACGGCCUGGGACGACAUCGCGCACGAGUUCGACCUGAUCGAGGAGCACUGCCGCGACCCCGGGACGGGCCUGCUGUUCCACGGGUACGACGAGAGCAGGAGGGCCGUGUGGGCCGACCCGGUCACGGGCGCGUCGCCGAUGCUCUGGGACAGGGCGGACGGCUGGUACUUCAACGCCCUCCUCGACGUGCUCGACUGGUUCCCGCGGUCGCACCCGGGCUUCGGCAGGCUGAGGGGGUACUUUGUCACGCUGGCCGAGGCCCUGCGGAGGGCGUGGGAUGGCGAGGGCGGGGGCUGGUGGCUGGUGAUGGGGCCCGACUACGUCGGUCGGAAGGGCAACUACAUCGAGAGCAGCGGGACCGCGCUCUUCGUGACGGGCUUCCUCAAGGGCAUGCGCAAGGGCUACAUCCCCAAGCACGAGUACCAGGAGUUCGCCUUUGGGGCCUACGACGCCAUGACGAGGAAGUUUGUGAACGAGACGUGCGGCACGAUCAACUGGGAGGGCACCGUCAAGGUUGGGCACCUGAACGGCAACGGCACCUUUGAGGCGGGACUGACGGGGAGUCUACAGGCCUACAUCAAGGAACCGAUUGCGCAGAACUGGCUGCUCGGCGUUGGUCCGUUCAUCUACGCCAGCUCAGAGAUCGAAGCCAUGAGAGGCUGA